AUGUUGGUUUACAAGGACCUCCUCACAGCCUUUGUAUGGCAUGAUUUUCUCAGUGUUUUGUUUGUAUUGUGUUGCGUAGGUGACGAACUUCUCUCGGACUCCUUCCCCUACAGAGAAAUUGAGAAUGGAAUGUUGUGGGAAGUUUCUGGAAAGUGGGUUGUUCAAGGGGCAAUUGAUGUCGACAUUGGCGCAAACCCUUCUGCUGAAGGUGGGGAAGACGAUGGUGUCGACGACCAAGCUAUCAAAGUUGUUGAUAUUGUUGACACAUUCAGACUUCAGGAGCAACCUGCUUUUGACAAGAAGCAGUUUCUUGUCUUCAUGAAGAGGUAUAUUAAGUUGUUGAUCCAAAAACUUGAUGGGGAGAAACAAAGUUUGUUCAAGAAACACAUCGAAGGAGCAACUAAAUUCCUGCUCUCCAAGAUCAAGGAUCUUCAGUUCUUUGUUGGGGAGAGUAUGCACGAUGAUGGGAGCUUGGUGUUUGCUUAUUAUAAGGAUGGUGCCACUGAUCCCACGUUUCUGUACUUCGCAUAUGCUCUCAAGGAGAUGAAGUGCUAAGAUUGCUACUACCU
Vigna unguiculata (cowpea) is the source of this 569-nucleotide messenger RNA. Its product is annotated as translationally-controlled tumor protein homolog. Lineage: Eukaryota; Viridiplantae; Streptophyta; Magnoliopsida; Fabales; Fabaceae. Gene Ontology annotation, molecular function: calcium ion binding. The record is from RefSeq and is a predicted model, not a curated record. Gene Ontology annotation, cellular component: cytoplasm.